This is a messenger RNA of Periophthalmus magnuspinnatus, 5195 nucleotides long. Its product is annotated as tau-tubulin kinase 2. Gene Ontology annotation, molecular function: protein serine/threonine kinase activity; ATP binding. Bases 334 to 3414 code for a protein of 1026 amino acids. The transcript is spliced from 16 exons. Gene Ontology annotation, cellular component: ciliary transition zone; ciliary basal body; nucleus. The record is from RefSeq and is a predicted model, not a curated record. Gene Ontology annotation, biological process: signal transduction; cilium assembly; peptidyl-serine phosphorylation. NCBI's taxonomy places the organism in Eukaryota, Metazoa, Chordata, Actinopteri, Gobiiformes, Gobiidae.
GCAGCGGAGCGAGAGAUGCAGCGGAGGUGACAGCGGCAGCGCACGGACACCGCUCGGAUACAUGCGCACACACCGACACGACGCACACUCGCAUCGCUCCCGUUGGACACGUUCUGAACAUUUUCGCUUCCCGUGGGCUGUCCUCCCGCCAUGGGACCGGGCUCCGUGUCCGUGCUCUUCAUGACUCCUCCCCGGACGAUACAGCCGCGCUUGUGAACAUCUAACCGGGCCAGAAAAAGGCGAGGCUUUGGCGUUUCACCCAGAUGCCCUUCCCAGUUUGAGCGUACUUGAGGUGGGCCGCUGUGAGGAGAGUGCCCCCUGUCUGCAGACGGGAUGAGUGGCGGAGCAGAGCAAACAGACAUUUUGAGUGUCCUGUCUCUGGUCAAAGAGAGAUGGAAAGUGACAAAGAAGAUUGGAGGAGGAGGUUUUGGGGAGAUCUACGAGGCUUUGGACCUCCUGACCCGGGUCAGCGUGGCUCUGAAGGUGGAGUCGGCUCAACAGCCUAAACAGGUCCUCAAGAUGGAAGUCGCUGUGCUCAAGAAGCUGCAGGGCAAAGACCACAUCUGCCGCUUCGUGGGCUGUGGGAGAAACGACCGCUUUAACUAUGUGGUGAUGGAGCUGCAGGGUCGUAAUCUGGCCGACCUGAGGAGGAGCAUGUCCAGAGGAACCUUCUCCAUCAGCACAACUCUGAGGCUCGGACGACAGAUCCUCCAGGCGAUCGAGAGCAUCCACUCAGUCGGAUUUCUGCACCGAGACAUCAAACCCUCAAAUUUUGCCAUGGGCCGAUUCCCCAGCACCUGCCGCACCUGCUACAUGCUGGACUUUGGACUGGCUCGACAGUUCACCAACUCCUGUCAGGAAGUACGACCGCCUCGUCCUGUGGCAGGUUUUAGAGGAACAGUGCGGUAUGCUUCAGUCAAUGCUCACAAGAACAAGGAAAUGGGGCGUCACGACGACCUGUGGUCCCUGUUCUACAUGCUGGUAGAGUUUCUGGUGGGACAGCUGCCCUGGAGGAAGAUCAAAGACAAAGAGCAUGUGGGGAAACUGAAGGAGACAUACGACCACCGCCUCAUGCUCAAACAUUUACCUGCCGAGUUUGGAGUUUUUCUCGAGCACAUCUCCAACCUGGACUACUUCACCAAACCAGAUUAUCAGUUGCUGAUGUCAGUAUUCGAUAACAGUAUGAAGACUUAUAACGUUGUGGAGAACGAUCCGUACGACUGGGAGAGAACAGGGACAGACGGCUCUCUGACCAUCAGCACCGCCGCCACCACCCCCCAGCACCACACCCGGCUGACCCCUGCCCACAUGGGAAUGGCGAACGCGUCUCUUCUUCCUGGAGACCUGCUCAGGGAGAACACGGAGGAGGUGGUCCAGGACGAGCAGCUCAGUGACGGAGACAAUCCUCCAGAGCGCUCCCCUAUGCAGCAGCGCCCCCUGGAGGCUGACGUGUGGGAGGAGCUAGACCGCAACCGGAACAGAGUACGACCCAAGACUGGGACUGAGGACGACCACAGUAACAACCAGCUGCCCCUCGCCGCUCAGAGCCUGUACCCCGCUCAAGGGGCUUCUUCUCUGGGUAAACAUCACCCGGAGACGCCCCCCGACAGAGACGCACCUCUGCUCCGAAAACUACGGAACAUCCACAGCCUUGAGCAGGAGAAGAGGAGGAGUCUGGCCAGUCCCGAUCGCCUCAAUGAGGCAGGCAGACUGGAUAAUGUGGCUGUCCGUCCUGUCUCGGUGGACCGCGUGUGGCUGUGUGAGGAUGAGUUCUCCCCUAAAGCUGCGUCUCCGGCCUCCAUGGACCAGGGUGAGGGGGGGCCCAGCAGUGGAGGGUUUGUUGCCCUGAACCUGAGCUCCGUACAGGGGGACGUGGACUCCAGGGAGUGGGUGAUGGUGGAGAGACCCAGCCGAGGUGCUUCUCCCGGUGGUAAAGUGACCUCCAGCCCCUCGGAGGAAGAGGAGGAGGAGGCGGAGGAGCUUCAGCCUGAAGACCGGACACCGGGAUGGGGCAAGGAGAGCAGGCAGAGUCCUAGUCCUGGGAAAGCCGCGGCUCAGAGCCCUGUUUGCUCUGGGGCCAGUGUGAAGGACAAACUGGAGCUGAACGUGGGGGCUGGAGUGCUACCUGCAGUGACCCCCACCAGCCCAGGGGAGGCGCUAGCGGAGGGCAUGCUCACACAGCUGACAGCAGGGUCGGACAGCGCCCCCCAGUGCCUCAAUUUGGAGAAACACGCCAACGCUGAAUCUCCUGAACUGUCCUUUCCGCUGGACCGAGCCAAAAAUGAACCUCCAACCGAAACUACGGUGCCAAAGGAGGGACAAACUACAGCACCGAGCCCAGCCAGGAGCAGAGUCACUUCUCCUCUGUCCCCUCUUUCUCCUCCCAAAUCCCCACACAGUCCCGUCAAAGAUAUUAACGCCAACGGGAUGGUCCCAGUGCCGAAAGACGCUCAAAAUGACUGCAAAGAAACAAAAAAAAGUGACUUAUCUCCAUCAGACAAACCCAGAAGUCCUCUCUCUUACUCUCCUGUUGCUGUAAGGAAAGAGCCACAUCAAAGACAAAGCCGAAUACCCAUUUUGGAGCCUUCCAGCCUGUUUGAAGUCGCGGCUCCGGGCUCAGCUAAAGAAAAACUCCUCCAAAAGAAAGCGACGCAUUUCAACAAUAACAACAACGUCCCAUCACCCACGGCCUCACCAUCGCUGUCUGACCGCAGAGCACAAAUCGUGGCUUCGCUGGUCACUCGGGACCCCCUCUCCUCCGGGUCGGAUCGGUCCCAGGAUGAGGACUCGCUGCUGGGGUCGCGUUCAGACAGACAGGGGGAUGAGGCUCCGUCCCUCUCCUCCUCCUCCAGCCCCCUGUCCCGGAAGAGUCGAAUCCCUCGUCCGGUUCACUCUCCUGGGUCGUCCACGGAGCAGAUCCCCGGGCAGUUCACCCCCAGACCACCGCCGGGGAAGCCACCCACACGUACCACAGCGGAGAGCAGAAUGAGGCGUUUCCGUAUCCGUACCUCCAGCACGUCGGAUGCCGAGCUGUUGUCCUGCCUAGCUCAGCUGGUCCAGGGCUCCAGCAGAGGGGGGCAGUGUCUUCACUCAUGCAGCCCCAUCGGAGGCUCUCGUUCUGGGCUGUGCAGUCUGACCACGUCUCCUCUGCACCACCACCACCACCGCAGCUCCUCCGCCUCCCCCCGGAGCACCUCCUCCUUGCAGCGCUCCGUCAGCUCCUCCCCCUCUCGGCCCGGGAUGAACCGAAGCCACUCCCCUCCCAGUUUUUCUGGGUCUCCGCCAAGUCGCAGGUUCUAUUCCCACCACCCAGAGAACUGCUGCGGGCGCCAGGCGAGGUCGGGUCUGUUUCAUCCACAAAGAGCCAAAGCGUGCUCCAAAGAGGGAAAGUGCUCGGCUAAGCUCAGCAGAUAGUUCACCUCAAAACUACAGAUGCUCUACAGAGGCUAAUGCAGCUUUUUGGAUCAAUACUUUUGAGAAUGUUUCGAUAUCAGAGUUCAAGCGAUACCAGUGCAGAGAACAAACUGAACAUAUCAUAAUCUUAAAGGCACAUUACGUAACUUUUCAGAGUGUUUGCCAUCUGCUAGUCUCCAUGGAGAUGUCAUUGUUUUGCCUGGAAUAUUAAAUGUGUCUAUCGCUGUCAUAGACUGUUUAUAUAAACAUAGCUAACCUGCUAGCUGCCACGUUCCAAAUAGGAAGUGAUCAUGGAGUGCUUUCGGCUCCAAUUCACUUUACAUUGAAAAACUGUGUCCCCUCUCUCUGUAACCGCUGCUGUCAGACUCGUCACUUUGGUCUUAAAUGUUCGUAUUAACCCGCUGUACACAAUCUUGGGGUUUUUAUUUCCCUAUUGUGUCUAUAAAUCAAGAUAUGAACAUUAAAAACAAGCAAAUCAGGACGCCUUCUUUCCCUGAGGUCGCUCUCGCUAGCGUUAGCAACAGAUUUGAUUGACAGCGUGGCUAAGUGACCGCUCCCUGCUAAAACCAGUGGUACGGGUGGGAUGGGGCGUUACCUUCAACAGCCUCACUCCAGAUUGGCUCAAGGACAAGGAGGUGACGCGACUUCAGCCGUCCAAGUCACAGGUCAGAUCUAUGGAGAGGCGAGUCAGCUCACAGCGAAACUGCAUAUUUUAAAUAAUAGAAACACCUGUAAUUGGGUAAAUGCUGAUAUACAAGUUUAAAGCUAAGAUGUGGAACAUUUCAGGCAAAGCAAUAAGGUCACCAUAGAGACAAAAAUGUGACAAACUCCCACCAGAAAAGUUAGGUAGUGCACUUUUAACUGAUCUAAGAGUAAUGCUAAGAAGUUUUAUUUUAUCAGUAACUUUGCAACAGCUUUAUAUAAACAAAACAUUUUAACAUGAGCUGCGGCAACAGGAAAUAGUCUAUAGAUGAAGCGACUGGUUUAAUCCUGAUGUACGUCCUGCAGGUGAGGGAGGGUCAAAGACAAAAACUUGUUUACUGAACAGUGCGUUGUUAAUACUAGUGAUAAUGCUACGUCUGCCACAUAUAAGUCUACCAUAGAGCUUUCUACACUCAUUAUUUGUCCAUUUCUGAGUAGAUAUUUAUACAUAGGCCAUGUGUGAAGUGUCUUUCCAAAGGACACACCGUAUGCAGUACUAGUGGGAAUCUAACCGUCAACUUUCAAAUGUUCCAAUGAGGCAGACAGUUAUGACAUUUUCUUUCUUUAUAAUUUAUGGGAAGUAUUAGGAGCAAGGAACAGAUUGAAGGUCUAAGUUGAUUCCCAAAACUGUGUGGUGCUUUAGUCCGGGUUUAGUCCUGGUUUAGUUCUCAAUUAAGUCUGGUUUAGUUCUCGAUUAAGUCUGGUUUAGAUCUGUGUUAUGAUUCCUAGGUUAGACCAAAGUUAGCACUUAGAUGGACAUGGUUGAGUCCUGGUUUAGUCCUUGGUGUUAGACCUGGUUUAGUUCUGGUUUAGUACUGCUUUAGACCCGGUUUAGUCCUGGUUUAGUCCUGGUUUAGUCCUGGUUUAGUCCUGGUUUAGUCUGGUUUAGAGCAGCUUUUGUGUGGUGUUCUUGCUCUGUAAUCAGAAGCAUAUGUCCUUGUUUAAUCCUUGAAUAGACCUAGUUUAAUGCUGGUUUAGAACUGUGUUAGUCCUGGUUUAGUCCAGAUCAGUUGGUGAUUCUAUCCAGGGAUUUCAGUAUUAUGAGAAAUCAGUGCUGUUACCAUAGCAGUUACCAAUUU